AUGCCUCAAAAAAAUUCGGAGGUACAAGUUCUCAUUGUCGACUAUAUUCCAACCAUGAUCGGCCUUAUGAUAUUUGUUCACAGAAUAAUGGCUGCAGACUGCGAUGUGCUGGAACUUUUGCUAGAAAGCGGAUGCUCUGAGGGCAAGCAAUUGAAGCCAGCUAGCCUGACUACGGGUAAUCGGUUGAUCUUUCGAGCUAUGUAUCGUUCUUCUAAGUUGGUCCGUGUCUUCUGUAUAAACCUGUUGCAGACUCAAAGGAACUUGCUGUCUAUCAGAAAAAUUCAUACUGGAACUGCACCGUACUUAUUAGAAAAGUCUGAAAAGCUCUAA
Messenger RNA from Enterobius vermicularis (human pinworm), 330 nucleotides. The record is from the annotation of a GenBank genome assembly. Lineage: Eukaryota; Metazoa; Nematoda; Chromadorea; Rhabditida; Oxyuridae.